This is a messenger RNA of Penicillium subrubescens, 747 nucleotides long. RefSeq names its product N-terminal protein methyltransferase. The record is from RefSeq and is a predicted model, not a curated record. Gene Ontology annotation, cellular component: cytoplasm. The transcript has a single exon. Gene Ontology annotation, molecular function: N-terminal protein N-methyltransferase activity. Bases 1 to 747 code for a protein of 248 amino acids. Gene Ontology annotation, biological process: N-terminal protein amino acid methylation. Lineage: Eukaryota; Fungi; Ascomycota; Eurotiomycetes; Eurotiales; Aspergillaceae.
AUGUCUCAGAAUACACAAAAUCCCGAUGAGGCCUCCCGAGAUUCGUCAGCACCAGCCGACUCCAAGAUCGACCACGCCGCUUCCAUCAGGUACUGGAGCAGUCUUCCGAGCACCACUAGCAAUAUGUUAGGCAUGCUUGGCACCUAUCCAUGGUAUUCGCGCAUUGAAUUGCAAGGUUCCAAGAACUUCUUGAGCAAAGUUCGCCGCCUUGUACCUGCGCUCCAAACAGAUGGCAAGUUCAGCCUCGGAGUCGAUUGUGGUGCAGGCGUUGGACGCGUCACUGAGGGCUUUCUGCGUCACGUUUGCACGGUGGUAGACGCGGUAGAGCCGGUGCAAAAGUUCACUCAAGUCCUCGAGGACGGGCAACUCAAGAAAGAUGGUGUCAUCGGAGACAUCUUUACCCUCGGCCUUGAGGAUUGGUCUCCGGAGAAGAAAUAUGACUUGAUCUGGACCCAAUGGUGUGUGGGUCAUCUCACAGAUUCACAGUUGAUUCAGUACGUGUCACGAUGCCGUGAUUCAUUGACAGAGAGCGGAAUCAUGGUGAUCAAAGAAAACCUAUCCACCGACGCUGGCGAUCAAGACAUGUACGACGAUGAGGACAGCAGCGUGACAAGGACAGAUGCGAAAUUCAAGCAGAUCUUUGACCAGGCUGGAAUGAACGUGAUAAAGUCGGAGAUUCAGACCGGAUUUCCCAAACAAUUCAAACUCCUUCCUGUCAAGUCUUACGCGUUACGGCCGAAAAUAUGA